AUGUCCACUCCAGUUGACAACUUUUUGACCAGUCUCAAGGCAUCCACUGCCCAGAUCAUAGCCAUCAUCAGCAGCACCCAGCAGAUUCCCCUGGGUAACAGCCACUUUUCUCUAACAACACAGGCUCAAGUGAUCAAGGACUAUCAGACUGGACCCCUGCCUGGCAUCAUGCUUUUGUGCUCCAAGGAGCUAUUGUGUGUCUGGGGCAUGACUCCCCAGGUCUGGCCCAACUGGCACAGCAUCAGGUAUGAUGAUCCCUGUCUCUUGAAGCACGUCUGGUGCCCCAAGCUCCUCACCUGGGAGGCCUUAGGUGACCAUACCUUUGAUCUCCCAGUUGCUACUCCUCCCUCCACAGGUCUGAUUCCAGUGGACCUUCCCUCCCCACCCAUCUGCACUAGCAAUGUUGCUGGUUCCUCCACCAGCACCACCACCAAGUUCUGGGACAAGGGGAAAGGCAGAAGGGAGUCAGAAGAGGAAGUCUCCCAUGAUUUCAGCACUCUCCUCCUAACCCCCAAACCCCUAGUGGACUCAGAAGAUGAGGAAGACAUGAGUAUUCAGCCAUUUUUGGGUGGAGUGCCAGAUGUUGUCCUUCCCCAGCUCUCCAAUUCACCUAGAUCACCCCAGGUUUCAACCAAAAAGCCCUUUGGCCCUGCUACAGUGAUUGCUGGCAGUCAUCCAGCGGUCAUUGAGCCCUCCCAGCCAACUCCCAAAAGCCCAGUGGAGGCACCCCCAGUCAUUGAUGGAGGUGAUAUUCUCAUUCCUAGACCAAACAACCCAUGCCAGGUUUGCACCAAGCUAAACUGGGACUGCGCAACUCGGUUGGACAAGAGGACUGGGAAUCCAUCACUUCCAUCUGCAAGUUUGGCAAUCCCUGCUCCAGCACCUGGUCCAGCAGUCCCUGCUGCAGCACUCAACCUGCCUAUGCCGGAUCUCCAUGCCAUGACAAUUGCAAUUUGGGAUGGUACAGCUUGCAUCACCAUUCUCAAUGCUCAUGUGGCAGAGCAGGAUGGUAAGAUUGACACUCUGCAAUGCCUCCAUGAAGACCUUAGGCAUGAAAUCAUCAACUGGCACUCUGCAUUCCCAAUUCUCAAAUCUCUGGCCAAUGCAACAUCCUUGUUGCUUGAUCAAUCUGUUCCCCCAUCCAUGUCACCAUCUGCAUCUGCACUCCCUCCUCUCAUUAAUCUCUCAAUUGGAGAGAUGAUGCCCACACCCCUGAAAUUCAAGGAUGCCUCUGCCAUUGAGGGCCUCCUGUUUGAGUACAACCAGGUUGUUCAACCAGAGGUUCCAGAUAUGUACAGUGAAAUUGUGGACCUGGGUGAUCCAGGCAACCUGGUCCCAGAAUAUGGUUCUUCUGAUGACAUGGAUGUUGAGGUGAAGGUUGAAGCAUCUUCUGAGGAGGUUGACAGGGCUACAUAA
This is a messenger RNA of Suillus subaureus, 1416 nucleotides long. RefSeq lists its product as uncharacterized. The record is from RefSeq and is a predicted model, not a curated record. NCBI's taxonomy places the organism in Eukaryota, Fungi, Basidiomycota, Agaricomycetes, Boletales, Suillaceae. The transcript has 8 exons. The coding region runs from base 1 to 1416 and encodes 471 amino acids.